AUGCGUUUCCUUUUGAAUCACACCAAAAAUAUCUUUCGUCGCACCCCUAUCGGGUAUUUUUCUGUCGAACAAUUGUUUUUAUCAGGCAGUUGUCCAUCGGGCUCUUGUCAGUCGGACAUUUGCCCGUCGAGCUCUUGUGAGUCGGGCAUUUGGUCGUCGGACUCUUGUCAGUCGCCAUUUGGUUGUCGGACUCUUGUCAGGCGACAUUUAGUCGUCGGACUCUUGUCAGUCGGGCAUUUGGUCGUCGGACUCUUGUCAGUCGCCAUUUGGUUGUCGGACUCUUGUCAGUCGCCAUUUGGCCGUUGGACUCUUGUCAGUCGCCAUUUGGUUGUCGGACCCUUGUCAGUCGGGCAUUUAGUCGUCGGACUCUUGUCAGUCAUUUGGUCGUCGAGCUCUUGUCAGUCGGGCAUUUGGUCGUCGGAUUCUUGUCAGUCGCCAUUUGGUCGUCGGACUCUUGUCAGUCGCCAUUUGGUUGUCGGGCUCUUGUCUGUCAGGCGUUUGGUCGUCGGACUCUUGUCAGUCGCCAUUUGGUUGUCGGGCUCUUGUCAGUCAGGCAUUUGGCCGUCGGGCUCUUUCGCCAUUUGGCCGUCGGACUCUUGUCAGUCGCCAUUUGGCCGUCGGGCUCUUGUCAUUUGGGCAUUUGGCCGUCGGACUCUUGUCAGUCGCCAUUUGGUUGUCGGACCCUUGUCAGUCGGGCAUUUGGCCGUCGGGCUCUUGUCUGUCAGGCAUUUGGCCGUCGGGCUCAUGUCAGUCGCCAUUUGGCCGUUGGACUCUUGUCAGUCGGGCAUUUGGUCGUCGGACUCUUGUCAGUCAUUUGGUCGUCGAGCGCUUGUCAGUCGGGCAUUUGGUCGUCGGACUCUUGUCAGUCGCCAUUUGGUCGUCGGACUCUUGUUAGUCGCCAUUUGGUCAUCGGAAUCUUGUCAGUCGCCAUUUGGUCAUCGGACUCUUGUCAGUCGGGCAUUUGGUUGUCGGGCUCUUGUCAGUCGGGCAUUUGGUCGUCGGACUCUCGUACGAUCACCGAAGUUAAGCAGCGUAGAGCCAGUGAGUAAUCUCCAUUCCUUUGAAUCUUAUCUUCUUGCCGUUCUCUCUUUCUCUCUCAUCCCCAGCAACGUUCCCGUCAAUUUUGACCAUUUGGAAGCUAUCAUUACAGCCUACCAAAUUACCAAAAUUUUAUUUCCCUUUCCUCGCACAUAUCUCCACCUUCCCCAAACAUAUCUUGUUUUCUUUAUUUAUUUAUUUAUUUCCCUCAUAUCUCUCUCUCUCUCUCUCUCUCUCUCUCUCUCUCUCUCUCUCUUUCUCCCUCCCUUUCUCUCUUUAAAUCCUCCAUUUUCUCCGGUCAUCAAUGCACAUCGGCAGCUCUCAACUAAAAUUUGUGAUUCUAUUCGCAAGCUUCUCUAUCAGACGCCAUUUUUUUUCUCAAACUGCUUCGCUUCUUCAUUCGGAUAUCCUGUUGCACGAGUCGACGUCAUUUGA
Acanthosepion pharaonis is the source of this 1473-nucleotide messenger RNA. The record is from the annotation of a GenBank genome assembly. Lineage: Eukaryota; Metazoa; Mollusca; Cephalopoda; Sepiida; Sepiidae.